AUGAGUAAACGCAGGGGUCAGAUGAAGAGUUCAAAUAUUGGAAGCAGCCCUGUAAUGGAACUGCAGUCUACUUCAUUCAACUUUGACAUCCCAUCUUCAUCUUCGUCUCCAAAACUUGGACGGAGUAACUUCAGAAGAGUCAGCCGCACAGAGGACAACAGCCCAUAUCCAAUCCCCGGCCUGGCAGCAGACAUCCUGCACAUGCGAGUGAAAGAAGGAAGCAAAAUCCGCAAUUUGCUUCGGUUUGCCACAGCUCGUAUGCAAGGGGACGGGAAAGACAGCAAUGACACAUCACUGAGACAGGUGGUCUUUACUGGCUCAGGUAGAGGAGUCACCAAGACCAUCACCUGUGUGGAGAUUCUGAAACGUAAAGUCGGAGAGCUCCACCAGGUAACCAAGCUCUACUACAAGACAGUGAAUGAGGUCUGGGAGAGUUCUCAACAGGGAGAGCCAGGUGUAACCAUGCAGAGGACAGUCCCUGCCAUCUGUAUUUUGCUCUCAAAAGACCCUCUGGAUCCACAGGAGCCUGGAUACCAACUCCCCCAAACCCUGAGUGUUCCCACAGAGGACAUAGAGAGAUGCAGAGCUCUGCUCAGACCCGCUCACAGUCCCUCCUCACAGCACACAGCCAAGAGAGUCUGUUUGGAUGACUGGAGUAUGUAA
This is a messenger RNA of Plectropomus leopardus (leopard coralgrouper), 663 nucleotides long. The record is from RefSeq and is a predicted model, not a curated record. NCBI's taxonomy places the organism in Eukaryota, Metazoa, Chordata, Actinopteri, Perciformes, Serranidae.